AUGAUUAUCAGAAAAGAUUGUGCUGAUUGGCCUCAAAUGCAAUUUCAGUUAGCAUGUGCUUAUGCCAUUCAUCAUUUAUUGAAUGAAAGAAAUUUUGAUCGUAUCAGAUUGAAAGCAUUUGCGAAAAAAUUAUCCGGACAUUGUUUGUAUGAUUUUUGGUUUACAUUACUUGAAAAUACUCAUGCAUGGGGAAAAAUGUUCAGUUCUGAUAAUUUAGCACCACAACAAACAUUAUCAUUAGCUUUUCAAUUUGCUAUUGUACAUGGUUAUUUUGAACUUGUUACCUUUAUUUGGAAUAAUAUUACGGAUCCACAACGAGAAUUUAUUGGAUUACUGCAAUGGCGAAAAAUAUGUUUUAAAGCGAAAGAUCGUGAAGUAUUACAUUUCCUAUGUGAACGACUUUGUACAAUCAAUGCAACGGGUCUGGCUCGAAUUACCUGGAAUACUUUUUAUCAAACACUUCAAAGUUCACUUCAGGAAGAUAGCAUAGGAUUUCGUGAGGAUGGUAUGCAUAAAUUAGCAUUCCUCUUGGAGAAUACGUGUCCACGUCUUCGUAGUGCAAUGCUUUCCAUGGAAAAUUUCAGAGCAAUAACAGAUGCAUUCGUUUACAAUCAAUCGGAGCUUUUUGCUCUCUUUUUAAACUAUCUUGAACCGGAACAAUUACAACUUACACGUGAGUACAUUGAUCGUAUUUAUGAUCGGAAAAAAAGUGAAACAUCACGUAAAGAACUCCGAAUAUUGUUACGUCGACAACAAACUUUAGCAUAGGAAAAGAUUGAUAUGAAUAUUUCGUAGUCAAAUAAUGUCAUAUAUUUGACAUUUAAUUAACAUUGUUAAAAUAUAUUUGUUGUAUAUAAUACAACACAUAUUCAUUUAGUAUUUUUAUUAUUU
Messenger RNA from Loa loa (African eye worm), 891 nucleotides. RefSeq lists its product as hypothetical. NCBI's taxonomy places the organism in Eukaryota, Metazoa, Nematoda, Chromadorea, Rhabditida, Onchocercidae. Bases 1 to 768 code for a protein of 255 amino acids. The transcript has 5 exons. The record is from RefSeq and is a predicted model, not a curated record.